This is a messenger RNA of Chlamydomonas reinhardtii, 6468 nucleotides long. RefSeq lists its product as uncharacterized. Gene Ontology annotation, cellular component: membrane. The transcript has 23 exons. Gene Ontology annotation, molecular function: monoatomic ion channel activity. Lineage: Eukaryota; Viridiplantae; Chlorophyta; Chlorophyceae; Chlamydomonadales; Chlamydomonadaceae. Gene Ontology annotation, biological process: intracellular signal transduction; monoatomic ion transport; cyclic nucleotide biosynthetic process. The coding region runs from base 436 to 5346 and encodes 1636 amino acids. The record is from RefSeq and is a predicted model, not a curated record.
CUUCCUCAAAGGGACUCGGCCUGGAGCUGGCAUUCCGCAUUCGCAGGACGCCAACCGCCAGUCCUUCAAGAGCUUGAGAAGCCAAACCUGAUUGAACGCACAUAUUCAGUAGCAGGAGCAGUAUCAACUGGCAUAACCUGUAUGUGAGGAAGCGCUGAAAAAACGGCCGCGCCUCUUUGCCUUCCCUCCCCGAUGAUUGCGAAGGCCACCCGGGUAGAGACCGUAAGCAAUACCCCACAUACCCGCUUACAGAUAUAGCUACACACCAAUGAACAAAUCUGUAUUCAAGGCAAAUUAGCUCUUCGCGAACUCGCGUCUUCCACGCGUCGCAUUCUUUGGUAUCUGAAGCUGACAGCAAGCUAUGGACAAGCAUAGAGUGUCAUAGAGGCUCCUGCCUCAAGGGGAGUUGGUUCGUUACGCCGCGGGCAACGCAGGAUGGAGCGAGGCGUGGAUGGAGGAGGGCCUAGUGCGAGCUCUUCCGGCCGCGCAACUCCUGCCGACGGUGGCAAUGGAAACCUGCAACCUCCACUGUUCAACGCACUUGGGCUUGCAUUCCCUUCGAGCCCACCGGACUCCCGCAUCCAAGCUGCAGAUGGGCAGCGCUCCUUAACUCCUGUGACAUCGGCCGGGCGAAUGUCGCCUGAGAUGAAAGCCGACGAACAAUCACAAGAAGCCGAGACGCGAUCUGGGAGCCCACCGCUGCAACAAAGUUUCAUGGAGGCCGCCGCGGCCCGCUUGUCUGAGGUGGUGGCACAGGCGACGCCCCGCAGCAAGGCUGGGCCCUUGGACGUCAUUCACUCUGUACGAGCUAGCGAAAGCCACAUCCCAGACGAUGAUGGCGAGUCCAAGCCCCAAGUGCUGGUCGUGGCCUCACCCCGGGGCCCUGACAAGCCGCUGUGGCACACACAGGAGCGAACGCCGGCACAGGCCGAGAGCAGCAAUCAGCAACUCACGCCGCUGCCAGGCCUGAUCAGCAACCUCGCCAAGCAGCAGCAGCAGCCACAGCAAGCAAUGGGAGGCCUGGGAAUGGAGGGCAUGCCCGCUGUUUACGGAAACGUUGCCAAUGCUGGCGGUGGCGGAGUGCGGUUCCACGUGCCAGAGGGCUUUGCCCGGCCUCCUUCAGCCGGGCCCACUGGCGUCCUGGCGGCAAGGCGGCGGCUGACCAUGCGCCAGUCAUUGGCGCCGCGACUCCGACAAGGAGACUCGGGCGACGUGAUGGCGAUGAUGGCGGCGGCGGCGGCAGGGCCAGUCGGCGGCGCGGGCGGGGGGCGCACGCUGUCGGGCCGCCCGGUGGCGACAUCUGGGGUGGUCGGCGACAUUCCGUUGCUUCCAUCGGAAUCAUUCCACAAGAACGGCGAUGCCCACCGCGGCUCAAACUCCAGCAUCAACAACGGCGGCGGGCACGGCGCCGGCACGUCGGGCGCGGAGCCCAUGUCCCCUGCCUCGGACGGUGGCCACUUUGCCAACGGCCCCGGGUACAGCGGCAGCCGCAGCCGCACCGGCGCCGGCAACGGCGCCAGCGGCCAACGGCCCUCGCUGCUCAUGCUGCAACUGGCGCCGUGGCGCAAACGCGUUAUGGCGGUAAUGAACUCGUUGUACUUUUACUGGCUGCUGGUGUUCCUGACCUUCUUCAUCAUCUUCGUGGACGACUUCAAAAAGGCGGUGCUGCCACCUUCAUGCGACCUGCCGCUGGAGAUUACUACCACCUGCGUGCUGGUGGUGUUCAUCAUCGAGAUGGCGCUGUCGUCGCUGCUGCGACCGGGGUACUUCUUGGGCUUUUACUUCUGGCUCGACGCGAUCGCGACUUGCUCGCUGGCCUUUGAGGUGCCCACCGUGCGCCUCAAAUUCUUCGGUGGCUCGGAGUACAUCAAUCUCGCUGACCGCGGAGGUUUUACCGACAAUGCGGGCGACCAGCUGUAUAUUUCCAGCAAAGCAGCUCGCGUGGCCAGGAUCUUCCGCCUGCUGCGCAUGCUGCGGCUGUACUCGAUGUACACACAGUACGUGCGGCGCCGGCGGAUAAAGCAGGCACUGGAGGCCGCCGGCGUUGACUCUAAUGUGGCGGGCAGCAAUGAGACGCUGUCCAUUCUGGAAUUCGAGAUGCAGCAGGAGCAGGAGCGCAAGACCAAAGUGGGCCAGAAGCUUGAAGAGCUGACCACGCGGCGCAUCGUGGUGGGUGUGCUCAUCAUGAUCCUGCUCAUUCCCUGCUUCGACAUCCGCCUGGGCACCUUUGGCCGCCCGCGCACCGUGGGCGAGAGCGGGCUCAAGAUGCUCCACUCCAUGGCGGUGGCGGAGGGCGCCGGCACUGACUCCUUCAGGGCGGCGCUGCACACGUUCACGGAGGAGGUUGUGUUCAAGGCGGGCGCAAAGGAGACCUCCUUCCUGUUCCAACUGCUCAUCGCCAACACCACCUACCUGCCGCUGCGCACCGAGCCGCGCCGCUUCGAGGAGCUCUACUUCGCCGAGUACAGCAGCUUACAGUGCCCCGCCGACCCCUUCUGGCCGGCCGACGCCGUGGCUGCGGGUGCCUUGGUGCCUGACUCGACCGAUGGCUGCCUGCGCUGGGACACCUUUGCGGUGUACGACUGGCAGUGGUACUCACAGCUGUCGUCCAUCCUCAACAUGGCCCGCAGUCUGUUCAUCGUGGUCCUGCUCGUGACCGGCGCCUACUUCCUCAAUCGCGACAGCCGCAACCUGGUGCUGCUGCCCAUAGAGCGCAUGAUACACAGGCUGCAGGAGAUGGCUGAGAACCCGCUGGCGCUGACGGAGUCGCGGUUGCAGCUGCAGGCGCCCUGGCAGGACAAGCUGCAAGCCCUGCCGCCCGACCCCACGCGCCACCACGGACGCGACAGCAUCGGCACCGCCCACACCGGCAGCUCGGCCGGCGGCGACUCCCUGCCCUCGGGAAUGGCUGCUCUCGAGGCCGCCGCCACCAAGAUGCUGGCGGCGGAGGCCGCCACCGCCGCCACUGGCGGCACCGGUGGCGGUGGAGCGCGAGAGGCGGCGCAGCUGGGUGGCGACGGUGGGCAGGAGAAGGGCAAGGGCGAUGUGGUGGCGAUGAUUGGCGCGCCUGGGUACGGAUCAGGCGAGGGCCAGGGCAAGAGCGGGGCGGACGGCUACACAGCUGUGACGCUGAUGGCGGAUGGGCAGGGGAAGCGGCUGUCAGAGGGCCCGGCGGCGGGCGCCACCCACAGUGGUGGUGGAGGCGGCGUGCCCAAGCAUCUGCUGUCCACUGGGGCGGCUGAGGGGCCCGGAGCUGGUGGUGGCGGCGGCGGUGGUGGUGGUGGUGGUGGCUGGGCGCGCGGCUCCAAUCGCGGCAGCGACCAGGCGGCCCUGAGCCGUUUCAUGUCGUUCCGGGUGCGCCUGUGGGCGCGCUGGGUGCGGGCGCGGCAGCUGCUGCGCACCUGGGCUGAGCGCGUGUGGACCUACCUGUGGGACGGGCCGCCGGAGGGAGAGGCCGACGAGGCGGGCGGCACCGGCGCCGGAGCUUACGAGACCGAGGUGUUGGAGAACAGCAUUGCCAAGAUCGGCGCGCUGUUGGCCAUCGGCUUUGGCGACGCCGGGGCCGAGGUGAUCGCCGAGAACAUCCGCAAUGACGGCGACAUCAACCCAAUGGUGCCCGGCCGCCGCACCGUGGCCAUAUUCGGGUUCUGCGACAUCAGGCGCUUCACCGACACGACAGAGGUGCUGCAGGAGGAAGUGAUGGAGUUCGUCAACUCCAUCGCACACAUCGUGCACACUGCCGUGUCCACGCACGGCGGCUCGCCAAACAAGAACAUCGGCGACGCCUUCCUACUGGUGUGGAAGUUCCCUCGCGGCUUCCGCAUGCGCGACAUCAACAACGUGGUCCGAGACACGCGCGACGCCAGCCAGGUGCCGGAGCGGCAGCUCAAAGCGCUGGAGGGCACCCCGGUGCCUGCCAGCGGCACCGCCGCCGCCACUGCCGCCUCCGCUGCCGUCGGGACAGCAGCAGCCGCUGCCGGCGGUGGCAGGGCCUCGCCGGGCGCCUCCGCCAGCAGCGCUCCCGGCACGCCGCUGAUCGGCAGCUCGCCUCUCAAACCACAGCAGCAGUCCGACUCGCCCGCUCCCGGCAGCGCCGGGGGGCUGAACGGCAGCAAGCGCCGGCUGCUGCCCUUCGGCUCGGCCGGCACCAACCGGGUGCAUCCUGCCGCGGGAGGCGGCGCUGGCGGUGGUGCAGCCACUGGCAUGGCCGUGGUGGCAGCCGGAGGGCCACGUGGCGUGUCGAGCAGCGGCCCCAGCGCCUCAGUGGCCUACGGCUACCACCCGGCCCUGGGCGCCAAGUCGGGCACCGGCGGCGGCGUGAUGCCCAUGAGCAUGCCAAUGUCAAUGCAGGUGCAGCUGUCGCAGAUGCAGGCGGGCAUGCAGCGGCCCGGCUCCCUGGCCGCUGUCAAGGCCAACUCCAGCCUGGCCCACACGCUCUCGCUGGCGCAACUGGCGGACGAGGGCUUUGGCCUCACGGCGGCCGACGGCACACCGCUCGCCGCCAACAAGAUGAUGCUGGUCAAGGCGCUGAUGAGCCUGAAGCAUGACAUCGAAAUGUCCUGGCAGGCCAAGCGCGACGUGAUUAAUGCCAUCGCGGACAACGCGCUUGCGGCGUUCGUGCUCAUCAACAUCGCGCUCAAGAGGUCUGCCCGGCUGAAGAAGUACGCGCAGCGCAAGGACCUCAACGCGCGCAUGCCCGGCUUCAAUAUCGCCAUGGGCUUUGGCCUGCACGUUGGCUGGGCCAUCGAGGGAGCCAUCGGGUCCGAAUACAAGAUCGACGCCAGCUACCUCAGCCCCAACGUAAACAUGGCCUCUCGCCUGGAGGCCGCCACCAAGCAGUUUGGGGCGCUCAUCCUGUUGUCCGAGGACUUCGUGGAGUGCCUGUCGCCACUCGUGCGCUCGCGGGUGCGGCAGAUCGACUGCGUGACGGUCAAGGGCAGCACGCAGCCCAUGGGUCUGUUCACGUACGACAUAAACAUGGAUGGCGUGCCGGAGCCCAGCCCGGCGCAGGUGGAGGCAGGCGACGACUCUGCGGUGGAGGAGCUGCUGUGGCGUUCCUACAGCUGCGCCGGCAGCGAGUGGGAGACCAACCCCGACCUGGCGGGCACGUGGGGCCUGGACGCCGACUUCAAGCAGGAGUUCGACAAGGGCUUCCGGGCCUAUCGUGUUGGCAACUGGCGCGAGGCACAGCAGUGGCUGGAGGGCUGCCGCGGCGCGCUGACCGACCCGCGCACCGGCCUGCCGCGCGUGGACGGCCCCAGCGACGUGUUGCUCAAGGUGAUGGCGGAGCACGGCUACACCGCGCCGCCGGGCUGGCGCGGCUUCCGCGAGUUGACGGAGAAAUGAGGAGCCAGGCGGAGGCGGGGAGUGCAUGGGGCUCAAGAGGGGCGUGCUGACGCAGCCCACGAUUGUCGAAAAGCGCACGGCGUCCUCCUGUCGCCUGCCGAGGCGGCGGAGACGUCGCUGAGAUAGCGCUGGGCGCGGGGAUAUGGGCAUAGCGCGGGACAUGCGGAUAUGGUGUGUGUGUACUAGGGCAGUGGGAUAUUGUAUCGGAAUGCUGGGGCCUUUUUGGGUAGGAGAAAUACAAUGCACUUUGUAUUUGAGGUUAUGGUGUAAGUGGCACUGUCGUUGAGGCGGUGAGGUCGACCGGCCCGCGCUUAGCGUUGUCCGCACUCGCUGCCUGUGAUACGGUAGGCGAGUAUGCUUGUCACAGACGCGUGUCUGUUCUUUGCACUGCUGGUCACAGUAGUUAGGCUUGCAAGUUGCUUUGCCGCGAGCCCAUACACCGGUACACAACAAGAGGACACAGGAUGACAGGACCCGCUUGUGUGUGUUGCGCACAGACGGUGCACGUGACACAUAGGCUGUUUUACGGUACAUCGCGGUCGAGGGAAGGUUGUUUGGUUGCCAGCCAUGGGGCCCACAUACAGCAUUAGCUACAUCAUAAUAUUCUGCGGGGCCUGUGCGACACUGCGGCGGUCGUAGCUUCCAGCUCAGUGCUGGAACGUGUGGAAUAAUCUUCACCGGUAGUUUGGUACUAAGAGGGGUGGCUGCUGGUGCGGACGGAUGGCCUGGCCCGACUCGUCACGUUUGCGCUGUUACCACGGCGUUGGUCUGUGGAGUGGGCGCACCCGGCCGCCACACAAUAUGUUGUCUACUACUCUACUGGGGAGCAUGUUGUGCCUUGGGAGCAUGUUGCGUCUGCACACGACAGGCGGAGUCAUGCAUGUAUUGGAGAUCCAGGCAGAAGUCGUACGGUCGGGGGCUACAUAGAUUGCGCCGCGUGAGGUGCACUAAGGUGCAUGUGCACUUUCUGUCUGCAAAGCAUGUCAGGUGUUCUUCAAUUCUUGUUCUUUCCUGUGAGCCUGCUGCCUGCAACUGAUGGCGCAUGGCAGUCCGCUGGGACCGGCUUGGACAUUUGAAACCGCAGGAGGUCAUGCGCAUUGAAGACUGUAACUAACGUACUUA